Dreissena polymorpha is the source of this 5267-nucleotide messenger RNA. RefSeq names its product zinc finger protein 112-like. Gene Ontology annotation, biological process: regulation of transcription by RNA polymerase II. Gene Ontology annotation, molecular function: DNA-binding transcription factor activity, RNA polymerase II-specific; RNA polymerase II transcription regulatory region sequence-specific DNA binding. Gene Ontology annotation, cellular component: nucleus. The transcript has 6 exons. The record is from RefSeq and is a predicted model, not a curated record. The coding region runs from base 606 to 2279 and encodes 557 amino acids. NCBI's taxonomy places the organism in Eukaryota, Metazoa, Mollusca, Bivalvia, Myida, Dreissenidae.
AAUGAAAGUGUAUAUCAUGGUCUUCUUUUUAGGUAUAUCAUCCAGGGAGUAUAACCAGGCCCGUAAAUCACAGGUCCAACUGCAUUUUAUAUGCAGACGGUGCCAACGAUCCCGAGCCAUGGAAGAAACUGGCCUUCCGGAGCCUUCGUAAGAACCCGAGUCUAUGGAAGAAACCGUCCAUCUCAAGCACAGGGAAGAUACUGAGCCCACGGAAGAACCAGUCCAUCCAGAGCACAGGGAAUAUCCUGAGCCCACGGAAGAGCCAGUCCAUCCAGAGCCGAUGCAGGUUGAUGCUCACUUUGACGUGAGUUUUGACGUAAACCACAGAGUAGCAGAUGGCCCGUAAGAACCACAAGACAAGUCCCGCCAUGCAGAACCAGACCUUCCAAACCAUAUUAAAGAAGAAGUGGCAUUGACGUACAAAGUGCUGGAAAAGGGCAGCAAACAAGGCGGUAAACUACUGGUGUCCAUCAAUAGCUAUUCGUAUGGAGUAAAGAAUGCCAACAAGAAGUCUACGCUGUGGACGUGUAGCGUAUGUUCAAAGAAGAUGCGAUGCCAUGCCACCAUGUAAAAUAAAAUAACCACGAGUCCAUAAGAGAUGCAAGAUGCCUGACCAAAUUGGCAACAUCUCACAGACCGACAGCAAAUACAUUGGCACAUUCAUAGGUGUACUCCCGAUAUUGAGACCCUUCAAAAUCCACUAUCGUGAUCCCAGAAAAGAGGAAGAAGGCGAUGAACUUGAAGUGGGAGUGUUUAUGAUUCUUCCCCAUGAAAACAACAUUGAUGAGAGUGAAGUCUUAGACCUUACCAUAAGCAUGGAAGACAGCAGAAUUUCAACUGCAGAGGAAAUGCCUUCUUUAAUGAAAAAUGAGCUGGAAGAUGCAAGCAUCAAAUCUGAAAAUAAGGAUGAUCUUAUGGAAGUGAAAAUGGAGCCAAGUUCUGAUCAUGAAAAUUAUGACUCUGACUCCACUGUUAACCACACUGACUCAUUUAAAAAUCUCUUUAAUUCCAAUAAAGAAAAAUUCAAAAAGGUUGCAGCAAAAAAUGGCACCAAGAUAAGAAAAAGUAGAACCGUGACAGAGGCAUCAACAUCAUCUGAUCAGAAAGUUGAAAUAGCAAGUGAAGACACUGAUGAUUAUGUAAGCUCUGGCGAGAACUGGUUAAACAAAUUCCCAGCGAAAAUAAAAUUUAAGAAAAUGCGAAAAGCAAAAAAGGUUGCUGUCAAUAAAACUCCCAAGAAACCAAAAAGGAAGAAAAGUGAAGGCGAUCCACAAGAAAAGAAAAAAAGGAGGCAGUGGGUAAACGUAAAAUUAAAUGAACAUAAGGAUAAGUAUUUUAUUGAAAACUUUCCAUCAAUAGAGCAGAGGAAUCGUGGGAGUGAAAUCUUUGAAACCAGAUAUGUAUGUCUUAUGUGUAACAAUUACAAAUCAAUUAAUUCUGAAGAAUUUGAGAAACAUUUGGAGCUGCAUUUGAAUGGGUUUUUACGAUGCAAAAAAUGUAACAUAGAGACGGCCUCCCAUGCUAUGCUGAACAAACAUCGCCAAGUGUGCGUCGCGAAUAGCGACAACCUGGAAUCAGACGAAUACGUGUGUGUACUGUGUGGUCAUAUAACUGCAAGGAGGGAGAAUUAUAAACACCACAUGGGCACCGUCCACAAUCAGCCGCAGUUCAAGUGCAAAUACUGCGACGAGUUGUUUCAGACGUACCACUACAGACGGCGCCACUAUGAAGCCAGCCACACGCUCGAGAUCAAAUUCUGCAAGACGUGCGGCCAGAACUACUUCAAGCUCACAGACGAGGAAUACCGGGCACACACAGAAGUCUGCAGCCGUGAGGUGCCCUGUCCGGAGUGUGGCAAGUUGUAUGCCGGCAAGAUCAACCUGUCGGCUCACGUACGGAACACCCACAGAAAGGUGCGGAGACACCAGUGCCACCUAUGUGCGUACUCUGCCAAGGAUUCCCAAAAGCUGAUGCAGCAUAUCCACGCUCAUCAAGGUGUCCACCCAUACAAGUGCGAAGUCUGCUCGUUCACGUGCGUGCAAGCCUACCAGCUCAAGUCUCACAUGCGCACUCACACAGGAGAGAAACCGUACAAGUGUGACCAGUGUAACUAUGCCGCAGCGUGGAACGUUCAGCUGAAAGACCACAUGAAAGUGCACGGCAUGGAGACGGCUGUCAUGUGCCAGUACUGUGGCGUCCUCGUCAAGAGUCACUCCGUGCUCUCCAAUCAUGUAAAGAAGGAACAUCAGAGUGACCCUUCGUCUUCUAUGCAUUACUAAAGGAGCCUGGUUGUGCAAGAAUGGGUCUUAAUGCGUGUGCCUUAAAUGUCAUCUCACAUUAGCCUGUGCUGUCCACAAAGGCUAACUAGGGACGAAACUUUCCACUUUAAUGGUAUUUUCAUUUGAAGGAAGUCUUAGGGAAAAGCCAGUUUUUUUUAAAGUGUUGUCACUUAUUAGUCUGCGCAUUAAGCCCUGUUUUCCAAGUGCAUGUCUCAAAUAGUUUUAGGUUUGUUGACAGGAACAAUUAUUCUUAGAACUGGAUAUUGGAAAAUUAACAGGGCUGGCUUUAAGAGUUGUUUGGGAACAAAAUUCUCCUAGUUAUUGGCACAAACUUCCAUAUUGUCAGUCCUGAAAAUUCCCAUUGAACUGAACAAGAACUGGCCUUAUUUGAACCUGCUGUGGUAUUUUGACUUGUUUGACUGAUCUUUUCGUUGCAUUGCAUUCAAUUCAUAAUGCCACGCUUAUGCUUCUGGAGGGUUUUUACAUCAUUGUCAGAGCUUUUUUCCUUCUGUGAAAAGGGCUGUUUUUCACAAAUUUUGAAAAUUCGCAACUCAAUUUUUCACAAUUUCAAAAAGUUUGGAAGUAAUUGUUCACAAUAAUAACAAAUUUUGAUUUUUUUUUAUAAUUUAAGAAAGUUUGCAACUCAUUUUUUUCACAAUUUUGAACAGUUUGCGACUCAUUUUUGCACAAAAUGGGGGGGAGGGGCAAAGCAAAAACAGGGAAAAAAACGCCCUGAUUGUUUUGUCAUUUUCAUCUGUAUAUCUGUAUUGGAAUAACAGGAAAACCGAUGUUUACAUAGACUUGUUUCUCUAGUUAAGACUUUUCACAAAGAAGGGAAUCAAUUGUAAAUAGACUUCUUUUUUUUAUCUGACACUAGUGGUCAUUUUUUUUAUUUAAUCAGAAACUAGUAUUUAGUUUAAGCUUGUAUGAUGCUGUCUAUCAAUUAAUUGUAGGUGUUAUAGUGUGCUGUUGUUAUUAUAAAAUUAAAUUUAUUGUUACUGUUUGAGGCUUUCUUUAAACAUUCCAUACACAAUCUAAGCUAUUGCUGCUGGUCACCAAAGUUUGUAUUGCUCUACAUGUAUCAUGUUUAUUGCAUUAUAUUAUAUAAGAGUGUUUUAACUAUUUAUCUUCAUUUGUAUUUUUUCUAAUAUUUAUUGAAUAUAAUUAUUUUUAUGGAAAAUUGUAUUAAUAAGCCACAUUUUAAGCAUGCACGCUUAAAUGUUUAUGUACUUUACAAAAUGUUAACUUGAUAUUCACUCAAAGGCACUUCUAAUGUACAACUUUUAUCAUUUCUCAAAACAUGGCUAAGGAUAUCAACUUGAAUUUGUGCACAUUUCUGUCUAGGAGCAUCUUCUAAUAAGUCACGAUAAAAUCAUUUAUGUGGAGAGAAGCUGAGUACCCGGAGGAAACUCCGUUUUUGACCCUUUCUCACUCAGAAGCGAAGUGAAAAUGGCUAUGUGCAAACAGCAUAAAACCAGAACUGCCUGCGAGAAACUCGCAGUCUGUUCAGGUUUGAUGCUGUUUGCUGCUCAAUAGAAUCUAAGGGUUGUGGAUGAAGCAUUUAAAACUUAAAACUAGUAAUAAAGGUCUUUAGUUAAAUUUAACUUACAAAGGGACUACAAACACGUCAAAAUACGUAUCUAAGUGGUAAAGGAUUUAAAAACAUUGUUUUUGCUAAAUUAUUGAAGAAAAUCGUUACAAAGGUUUAUAAAUUGUAGGAUUGCUAUUGCUUUUUACAAUAACCACACAAAUGUUUUUCUAAGUCUGGAGCCUUAUUUUGCUUGUUUGAAUGUAUUUCAUUCUUCUUUUUUAGACUAAGACGUUUUUUUCCUAUCUUGUCACCGUGCCAAACUGUGAACAAGUCCCUGUAUUAAGAAUAUUGUUUUAGAUCAACAUGUUCAUGAUUUUUUUUGUAAGCAGAUAUUUUUUUAUUUUGUAAAUUAUUAUUCUUUUGUUAUGUUUCUAAAUAAAAGAUUAUUUAUAAAAUUCUUUAUAAUUCAAUUUAAAAUUUUAGGAAACAUUUAAAUAUGAUUUGUUUGUAUUCCAAUCGUAUUUCAACAAUAGUCAUUGACAGAAAAUGAAGAAAGUAUGACACAUGACAGUGUUUUGCUAGAAAUGCAUUUGUGUUUAUCCCGGUAUUUCAGUCAUAUAUUGCUUUGAAACAUUGUUUUUCUGGGAGCUUCAAAACAUUCAGAAAGAUAAUUAUGAAAAUGUUUUUGUUUUUUUUUAGCUCACCUUACUGCAGUGUCCAUGUAACUUUAUUUUUUGAUGAAGUCCAAUGAGUGUCACAAACAUCUCAUUCAUGCAUGUACCUUUGCUUCUUCCAUUGCAUGAGAUAUACAUUAUAGGUUUGUAGUGUGCAUAGCUGCUUUUGAUUUGUUUUACUCUUAGCUACAUAGUGAUAAUUAAGCUUUACUUCCUUAUAUAUUUUGUUGCUAUUGUUACAAAUGACAUUCUAUAUCAAACCUUUAUAUGUUAGCCCUUAUUCAUUUUAUUUGUUAUUUGGUUUCAUGCACUAUACAUAUAAUUUUUAAUAGUGUUCUUUCAAAAGCAUGCUUAUCGAGUGGGUGUCAUCUUAUACUAUAUUUGCUCGAGUUUUUAUGUGUACUGCUAGUAAGUCCAUUGUUGUUGUUCCCAUCAUUAUAAGAAACCAGACAGCUUACAGCAGAAGUGAUACAUAUUUUAACUUUUUUUUAAAUGAAGUACAUUAUUUUGAAUGUUGGUUGUUUAAAAAGCAUCUUAUUUCUUUAUGAAUUUUUUGUGUAAUUUGGCUUGUUUUUAUGGAAUGAAUUUAAUGUGCUUUGUUAAAAAUUAUUUAAGGAUUAUUUUCUUACUGUUUUUUAUCACAUAGUUUACAUGAACAAAGUAGCAGUGUGUUUCCAUUCUAUAAAUACUUUCUUUGUUAUGUGUGAAAUCUUUAUGUAGGAUCCAUAUCAAAAGAUUAUUCAGAUGAUUUCUAUUGACUAAAUAAAUUCUUUGAUAAAUCAA